Peniophora sp. CBMAI 1063 is the source of this 615-nucleotide messenger RNA. Lineage: Eukaryota; Fungi; Basidiomycota; Agaricomycetes; Russulales; Peniophoraceae. The record is from the annotation of a GenBank genome assembly.
AUGCCGUCCCCGAUGACCACCUUCAUCGCGUUCGCCGACCCCGCAUUAUACUCUUACCCGACCCAGGCGCCAAAGGUGAUCGCACUGGAAGAAUGCGCACCUCCCGCCCUGCCCUCCCACCCGCCAUCAACCGUAGCUUCCGAUGUUGACAUGUACUCGACGUCAUCCGGCUCUUCUUCUUGCUCUUCAAUGUCUGAGGAGUACGAGGACGACGAGGAGUCGGAGGAUGAGGCCUGCACCUCGUACUGCUCUUCCGAUGACGCCUCGCCCGACGAGUCGCCGCUACCCCGCAUCGACGACACCUUCCGUGCACGCCUGCGCCGGAUCGAGUCGUGGCGUGAUAUGAUGCUCGCGUCUACAUUACCUGAAGAUCACCCAACACGGCCUUCAACCCCUGUUCUACAAAAGCGCAAGGCAGAGGCGGAAGAGGACGCCUUCUACGCGCAGUGCCCUCCGCGUAAACAUGCGCGCUCGUCACAUUCCCUUGGCGCUCUCGCCUGUCCGGCAUGCGAUGCCGACUUUGCCACACCCAGCUGCCUCCGCAACCACGGGCGGGCAAGUUCGAGCGAGAACGACGCCUGUCGCGUAGCCGUGGACUUCCAUUUCGAGCAAUGA